This is a messenger RNA of Pocillopora meandrina, 3244 nucleotides long. Lineage: Eukaryota; Metazoa; Cnidaria; Anthozoa; Scleractinia; Pocilloporidae. The record is from the annotation of a GenBank genome assembly.
AUGUCGAGUUUGUGGCUUUUUUGGGUCUUCAAGGUAAAUAGAGCUUACAAUUUUACCCGUACUCGAACUCAGACUUUGAACUUUCGGAAAACCUUAUUAUCCAACAACGAAGAUAAUCUUAUCAUCAGGUUUGACGUUAUUAUAUUUCCACAAAAUAUACUUUGAGGGUCAUGUUAGCAGUGAGAAAGUCAUGCUAAAAAAAAGUGAAAUACUAUUGAUUGAACUUAGGAUAAUUUCUUUUAGAAAUUGUGUUCGCUUUAAUUUGGGCACACGAACGAUGAAGAAAAGAAAAUUUUGAGAAACUAGUAUUCUUAAUACACAAAACAGAUGAUUCCUACCCUAUACAACUUAAUUUGCAUGUAACUUUUUCUCGAAUAAUACGUGGUCUGUGAGAGUCUAAUAAACAAGCGAAUCAAAGCAGAAGCCAACGCAAGAAACUUAAUGAACGGAGAAGCGUAAUCAAAAUUUUGUUCCUGAGACACCGGUUUUCGAUUUUUUGUGGGGGGGGGGGGGAGGUUCAAGCGUGAAGUGAAUGUAAUUAAAGACAAUUUUCUACUUCAUUUUUAUUUUGUGCGCUACUUUGUUUUCGUUAUCAUGAUCUAAAUUUUUUUUCUGCUAAGGUUGUCUUUCUUGUAACGUCAGCACACAUUCCAGGUAAGCAGAAGUGUAGCAAGAGGAACUCGAAUCUAUCUUUAAGACUAGAAAAUAUCUACGGACUGCUAUUGUGUACCGAGGAAUUAGGAACACGAGACCGAAAUGGUAAUAAUGUUGUGGUUUUGAGAGUGGCUCGCAUGUCUUUAACUUUAUUGCGACUGGUCAGUACACGAUUGACCUGUCAGAAUCAAAUCAAAUUGUUACUAGUUUUGUCUCUCAGUAACUUGCGGAUACUUUCUUUUCACAAUAAUCUGAAUGUUUAUUGAACAGCUCACUACUUCCGAAAAAUUUUUUUAAAGAAACGUUUAGUUCCUAAGAAGUAAUUUUUCCCCAGAAUGCCCUACUAUCCUGGACGUUAUCUUCAUGAUUGACACGUCAAUGAAUAUCAAUAAUUCAGAGCUCACGGAUACCAAGGAGUUUAUCAAAAACAUCAUACCUUACAUCAAUCCCUCAAUCGAAGGUACUUUAAACAAUUGAAUGCCUUAUCUUAAUGAAGCAGGUAUAGUUCAUAAGAAGAGUUUUUUAGUGCAGAACUAGAUCUGGGAUCGCACUGGUUUUGCUAUACUUCCCACUCUGAUAACCAAGAGAACUCGCACGACCCUCACAGUCAAUCAGAUGCAAACGUGAUACGCACGCUUCAGUCUGAAAACUCAUUGGCUCCUUGUAAUGAUAUACUUAACCCUAGUUGGAUGUUAUGAUUAGCAAAUUGCAUCGUUGAUCUCUACACGCUCUGAAUUCAUCGGCCAAACUGUUUGUUUAUGUUUUUGUCCAAUUCUAUAUUUUCGUUGCUUUGUUUAUUCGAUUUAAUUGUCAGCUAUUCAUUUAUCCCUAAGGCACUCAUGUAGGAAUUUUAAGCUUUUCGUCAGGGUUAACUAGAAGGUAUCAGAUCUCCGGUACACAAGAUGUUAGCACCAUUCAGAGGGCUGUAGAUGAGAUUCAGCGCGGGAUUGGGCAACCGGUUAUGUAUCGAGCUUUUAGUGUGGCCACAAGAGAUGUCGGUGAACACCGGCCGCAAAAGGACCUCAAACGACUACUGGUUGUAGCUUCAAAUGGUCGAUACAUACGUAUGUCUCUAUUUGUUUAAAAAAUUAUUAUUUAAUUUUUUAGCUCGAUAUGAGAACGGAUUGGGCAUAGGAAAUUAGCCGCAUAUGUAAGGUGAACGUACAUUACGGCGUUCGUUCAAUUUUAAUCUUGAGGAUUUAAGGAGUGAAUUUUAUACUAAUCUUAGCUUUAGGUCUGGCUUAAUAGAUUAGAUGAUUCUUGAUGUUAAGCAAAGGCAAAUUAUCAACGAUUGCUUUUCUCCCAUCAGAUCCUGAUCUUGCAGUGUCGAGCGCACAGCAACCGAAGGAUGACGGAAUUGUCAUAAUUAGUUUGUGGAUAAACACUAAUGUCACCAAAGAACAGCUGGAAUCAGUUGCCACGUCAAAACGUCUCGUGGUCAUAGCUCACUCUUCACGUGAUUACACUGCCAUGAGUAACCUUGUCUCGUUGAUUUGCGAAGGUAAAAAGCAAAAGCUAUACUCUUCAGAAUUUCUACGAUUUUUCCUUCACGAAUUCAUUUCUACCUUGGAAACAAGGUGAUUGAAUUGUAACAAAAAAAAAAGAAUUGAUCCAGUUCCUCUUUGACAAAUAAUUAAGUGUUAACAACUGAGUUGAAAACGUAAAUUGGGCGCCGUAAAGAGUUAAAAGGCUGACGUCUAGAGCGUUAGCCUUUCGUCAGAGCGAUCUGACAAAGGGCUAACGAAUCCAAUCGCUCUGACGAAAGGCUAAGGCUCGAAAAGUCAGCCUUUUAACUCUUUACGGUGGCCAAUCUACGUUUUCAACUCAGUUGUUAACACUGUAUUACCUGCUAUACUCUCCAACCGACGUAGCACCAUAGUUUCUUCAGAAACUUACCCCCCUCUUUGACAAAAUCUAUUUUGAUUGGUUAUGAGAGAGCCCAGGGACGGUUUCCUUGAUGAUCAAUGACAUUAAAACUAGUGGUCUCUUUUAAAUUGGUUUUGUUCUAAUUUCGUUUGUAUUGAUUGUUCGUUUUCAACAGGUAAAAAAGCGCACCAAAAAUUUAAGCUCAGACGAUCAUAGCACAGAUUAACUAUUACCCCAGUGGAUCCAAACCUUAUGUCACAAAACAUUUUCUAUCAGUCUUGCAAUCGCUGCAUAUUUGAAAAGUUGUGUUUCGAGACAGUUUACGGUCAGUGGUAGAAAAUAUUUAUCACUUUACGACCGUCGCAUUGUCUCUGGACAUGCAUGUCAAGUUCAAGUGGCUAGUGAGCUCCACACUCCAAAAUUAUCUCCAAGAUAUCUCUAACUCUCAAAUAUCCUUUGAUUCUUCUUAGCCGAGAGAGAAUCUGGGGCAUUAAUCUCAUACUCAGCAGAGAGAUCCGCCCUUAAAGGUCAUGUGAUUGAGACGGUACACGCAUGGGACGAUUUCUCCUGCGCCUUUAGCUGUCUUCGUGUACAUAACUGCUUCUCUUUCAACUUCAAGAAAAUUUCGCAAGCUUGCGAGUUGAUUCAUACAAACAGGCUGACAUCCCUUGGGGAUAUUAUCAAAGAUUUCGAUUCCAGUUACCACGAGCUAACCUUUUUGUGA